AUACCGUAAUAAGCAUUUUUGGUCAUACCGCCCAGCCCUAAUUCUACCUCUCAGAACAGAUCUGAGUCUGUUUGGGUUAUUGUGAGACCCUUUAAAGCUCAUUUCUACACUGAUAGAAGUCAGACACACAGCAUGGAAAUGUAUAACAGUGGUUCGAUAACAACGAGGAGAAACGGAACUAAACACUGCUGUUCAACUAUAACAAGAACAAUUUUUAAUAACCAGCUUUUAAGAAUGGCAAUAAUAAUCACUGCUGGUUUUAACUUAUUUUACAUUCUAUCAAAAUGAAUCAAUAACGUCUUGUUGUCUCUCCGUCCCGUCUUCCAGUCCGAUGAGGACAUGUUUAACCCGGACUAUGUGGAGGUGGACAGAGUCUUGGAGGUGGCUGUCACCACGGACACUGAGACUGGAGAGGAGGUCACCCACUACCUGGUGAAGUGGUGCAGUCUCUCAUACGAGGAAGCGACCUGGGAGCUGCAGGAGGACCUGGACCCAGAGAAGAUCAAAGAGUUUGAGGAGAUCCAGAAACUGCCACCAGACCUCAGACACAUGGAGCGUCCUCCUCCAGAGAAAUGGCACAAGCUGGACUGCUGCAGAGGUUACAGGAAUGGAAACCUGCUCAGAGAAUACCAGUUAGAGGGAAUGAACUGGUUACUGUUCAACUGGUACAACAGAAAAAACUGCAUCCUGGCAGAUGAGAUGGGUUUGGGAAAGACCAUCCAGUCCAUCACGUUCCUUUACGAGAUCUUCAGCAUGGGGAUCCGCGGGCCCUUCCUCAUCAUCGCUCCUCUGUCCACCAUCACCAACUGGGAGAGGGAGUUUAGAACGUGGACUCCCAUGAACGUCAUCGUGUACCACGGCUCUCAGAUCAGCCGGCAGAUGAUCCUGCAGUAUGAGAUGUUCUACAGAGACCCGCAGGGGAACACCAUCCCCGGUGUGCUGAAGUUCCACGGGCUGAUCACCACCUUCGAGAUGAUCAUGGCCGACUGUCCUGACUUGAGGAAGCUCCACUGGCGCUGCGUGGUGAUAGACGAAGCUCACCGCCUGAAAAACAGGAACUGCAAACUGCUGGAGGGGCUGAAACUCAUGAACCUGGAAGACAAGGUUCUGCUGACAGGAACCCCUCUGCAAAACUCAGUGGAGGAGUUGUUCAGCCUGCUGAACUUCCUGGAGCCGCUGCAGUUUCCUUCAGAAAGCACUUUCCUGGAAGAGUUCGGAGACCUGAAGACAGACGAGCAGGUGUGUUUUCAUCGUAGAUACACGGAGCUCAUCACAGCGUCAGGAAGUAGAGUUUGUAGGAAAUGUUUUGGCAGCUCUGAGUCUUUCUCAAUACCCAAGUUCACAAAUACGGACUUGUGAACUUUUUAGAACGCAGUACGGACAAUUGGAACAGCAGCUUACUUGAUGACAUCACCACCUCAGCUGGUCUUGCUAAUGAGUUUAAUCCAUCUUUUUACUGUAAAGUAUUUUUACAAUCAAACUAAAUAUGACA
Molecule: messenger RNA, 1492 nt
Organism: Anarrhichthys ocellatus (wolf-eel)
Lineage: Eukaryota; Metazoa; Chordata; Actinopteri; Perciformes; Anarhichadidae
Product: chromodomain-helicase-DNA-binding protein 6-like
Exons: 6
Coding region: 340-1359 (339 amino acids)
Molecular function (GO): ATP binding
Source: RefSeq, a predicted model, not a curated record